AUGCAGUUUUGGCCUCCUGUUAACGUGAAAAGGCGGAGCGGAUGCAUGGCCAUGCUGGCAACUGCGCCACUGCAGCAAGACGACGGCGUCGACGUCGGCCUCGCCACACCGCUGGCGACGGGUGGAGAUAUUGGGCCGCGAGACGGCUGCAGAGCGGGGGCCACUGCCGGCGACGAGGGCAGCUUCACCAUGCCCAUGGCGGCCGACAGUCCGCUGGUGCCGGCGACGGUGUGCCCACCGGCGCCUUGGAAGUCAGCACCGGUGCCGACGAGGAAGCGUGCGCCUUUGCAGCAGCGGCUCUUCUACCCGGUGCCGCGCGACUUGACCACCGUGUUCGUGGUUGUGCCGCAGUGCCCGCCGCCCGCCAAGAAGAUGCGGGUGCACGUGGUAGAAUCAUCUGUGCCUCUAGGCACGUGA
Molecule: messenger RNA, 417 nt
Organism: Triticum aestivum (bread wheat)
Lineage: Eukaryota; Viridiplantae; Streptophyta; Magnoliopsida; Poales; Poaceae
Exons: 1
Coding region: 1-417 (138 amino acids)
Source: RefSeq, a predicted model, not a curated record